Molecule: messenger RNA, 2958 nt
Organism: Maylandia zebra (zebra mbuna)
Lineage: Eukaryota; Metazoa; Chordata; Actinopteri; Cichliformes; Cichlidae
Source: RefSeq, a predicted model, not a curated record
CCUGCCCCGGCGUCGUUGGAGCUUCUCGGCCGCCUGCAAUCCAACAUGGAGUAGAGAGAGAUGGGGCUCUAGCGGGGCCACCCCUCGGUAACAGCAGCGACGACGCGCUUUUUACGCACAACUGGAACCGGAGUCGUCGGUGAAAACAUGCGCCUUAGGACUUAAAAACGGAGUGUGUGCCCUGUGCGCCCGUGUGUGUGUGAGAGAGAGAGUGCGUGCGAGUGUGAGUGAGUGAGUGAGUGUGUUUGGGCAGGGAGGGGGGUGUAAUAGAAGACCGGAGCUGGAUUAAGCUACAAAAUUGUCCGUUCAUGCUAGGUGAUGGUGUGUUAAAGUUAUAGUAAAGCGGGCAUUCGCGAUCCAGAAGAAAGAGGGUGGCUCCGGGGGUAAAAGAGGAAAAUUUUAGGGGUAAAGAAGACUGAGGCGCAGCCAGUCGAAGGCAAGCAAAGAGCCGACACUCGCACAAAGGCGCAGGGGGAUUUAUGCGGAAUUGGAGACAGAAUCGGAGGAGCCACGGUGAAAGAAUGACAAGCGAAAAGUAUGCAACCGCCGUGGUACAUUACCUGAGGUGAAACGAGAAAAUGAUAGAAGAAACACACCCAAACGAUGACAGCUACAUCGUACGUGUAAAAGCGGUGGUGAUGACGCGGGACGACUCGAGCGGUGGGUGGCUGAAUCAGGACGGGGGAGCUCUGAGCAGGGUAGGGGUGUGCCGCCUGCUGCCGACAGAGUUGGCACCUGUGUUGGGCUCCACCAGCUCCCAGUUCUUCAUCCGUGGUGAACGAAUGCGGGACAACCAGGUGAUCCUGGAUUGCCCGCUGAGGAAGGAUCUAGUGUACACCAUAGCGACGCCCACGUUUCACCAUUGGAAGGUGGAAGACAGAAGGUGCGGCCUAUCCUUCCAGAGUCCAGCUGAUGCCAGAGCUUUCGACAGGGGAGUUCGAAAGGCAAUUGAUGACCUGGCUGAAGGCUCCACGACCUCCUCUACGGCACUCCAGAAUGAGGGGGAGCUGGGUGACGAUGACGUCUUUACUAAUACCACAGACAGCUCAUCCAACUCCUCCCAGAAACUGGAGACCUCUCUGCAGCCGCUCGAGUCCUCGCCCCUUCCCCAGAGACACAAGUGCCCGCUGGGAUUUCGCCACGAUCCCUAUCGGCUCUCAGACCACUACUACUUGGACCAGCCAUUGUCUCGGAUUCCCCGCCAUGUCACCUUCGAGGACGAGGAAAUCGUCCGCAUCAACCCUCGGGAGCGCAGCUGGGAGCGGCCCGCCGAGCGUCAUCGUGGACGCCACUCAGAUCGCUCCUGGCUCACCGGCUACGAGGACUACCGCCACACAACAGUGCGUGACAAAUUCAUCAACAUGGACGACCCUGAGCCCAAUGUCCACUUUGACAAGACAGAGGCGCAGAAGCACGACUACACGUACCCGCUGGCACCGGCCCUGUCGCCCUCAGACUCUGAUCCCUCCCUUGGACCCUUAAACAGUAAGGGCCAAAACGUCUCGUAUCGCCAGCAGUUCCCGUCUGUGGUGUCCAGUCAGCCUCGCUCCCUACUCCCGAGCUCCUCUUCAUCCACCAAUGGUGGGAAGGGGCAGAAGGAUGACAGAAUGGAGCGUGCUCAGUGUGAGCACUGCGGUGAGGCUUUUUACCUCUCCAGCAACCGGAGAGGGAAAUGGACCUCGGAAAGAAAAGCAAGCCUGACGGAGGAGCACUGCACCCCCAUAUGUCUGAGUCUCAGAGAAAACUGUUAGUCAGUAGCAUGGUCCUGUACCAAAGCUGCCAACUGCACCAACAGUGGGCAUGUGGUAGUCUACUUAGCUCAGUGCUGAAACAGAUUUAGUUACCCCAUUAGUUUUGAUUAUUUCAAAAUACUGCCACUUUUGAAUAACAAAUCCUUUGGGAGGGAUUCUGUCUGCACCGGUGCUAUUUUAGGCAGAAAUAUGAAACUUGUGCACAUGUGGAGUGCGUAAAAAGAACUCAUUUUAAAGGAAAAAAGUAAACAAAACAAAAAAAACGUGCAACCCCUCAGGGCUGGAAAUUUGCUGACUUGUAAAAACAUUCAACCUAAAUAAAAUAGAUGUUUAACAUGCCAAAAAUAUACAUUUCAGAAUUUCAAUCGGUUUUUGCACAUUGGUACCUGUGAUGGGUAGGGCUGCUUGGUUACCGUGACAAUUAUUUAAUAAAUAUAAUACUCAAGGUUUGGAAAAAUUAUGGAUUUAAACUUGUUUUUUGAUGAAAAAAAAAAAUUACAAUUUUUUUUAAUAUUUAGUUUUUAUUUAAAGCUUCUUUUGACUGCUCCCUUAUUCACAAGGUGUCAUGACAGGAUAUAUCUGCAUAUUUGAUUUGGCACAGACUUUUACCCCGGACACCCUCCCAGCAAUUUUUGCCUCUUCUGAGUCUUGAACUGGAGACCUUUUGUGCGUUAGACAAAUGUGUUAACCACUACAAAACAGAACCAGAUUUUAUUCAUUUGUUUAUUAUCAUCAUUGCAAUUUGUAAUUUUAGUGUUUGUUUUCACGGGUUGUGUGUUUUUGGGAGUGGAGUCGAAGUCUUGUUGUUUAAAUUUGCUGGAUAAAUGAAAGUGAUAUGACUCACUGAGAGCCAAAAUUGGAAUAAAAAUUUAAAAAGAUUCAAUGCACAAAGCUGCUGACUCGUAUACUUGAGUUAAUGACUAUUAAUGUAUGUAGAUUUUUGUUAUUGUUAUUUUACUGCAUUUUUGUUAUAUAAAGCUCGGCUUCUUGAGUGACUAAUGCACACAAUGCCCAUGUGAGGGCACCAAUCAUUUUUAACGCCCUUUUUAUGCAAGCUGCAGUGUUUUGAUAACACUUUCCAAAACGGCACACCCUAAAAUCUUUUAUUGGCGUUCAUAAGGCAACUGUACCGACCAGCUUGGGAUUAACAUCAAACAUGUGGAUCAGUUCUCUCACAAUGUCACACCAAAUGUAACUGCAUUUGUCA